AUGAUAUGCCUACAGAUCCUCUACGACAACUACCCUCAAGCCAACUUGAAAGUGAUGGUUAUAACCGAAGCAAUCUCAAACCUCCCCUAUUCCAUCAUGCACGUCGAGCCCAAUGAGAAAGUGGAUAUUCGGACUUUCCUCAGGUGCUCGCUGAAGAAGGUUUGUGCUUGCGAAGGACCCGAAAUUCUGGAGCAAUGUCUCGACGCUGUGUUACCAAUUUGUAACUCACCCGAGACCAAGGCAUUCAUGGAGGACUACUGCAAACAAGCUUCCGAUGAGGGACGCUACGAACUGAAAAUCAACGCGUUCAAAAACACGACGUUGCCUGGAUUUGGUACUUUGACCGGCAAGGUGCAAUUCAAACCACAGGUAUCAAUUUCAUACAGGAAUUACCCUACCUCGCUGCCCUUCUUUUCGCAUUCCAACGCUUCAGCUUGCGGAAUUGGCUACUUUUAG
Laccaria bicolor S238N-H82 is the source of this 456-nucleotide messenger RNA. RefSeq lists its product as uncharacterized. The record is from RefSeq and is a predicted model, not a curated record. The transcript has 5 exons. The coding region runs from base 1 to 456 and encodes 151 amino acids. NCBI's taxonomy places the organism in Eukaryota, Fungi, Basidiomycota, Agaricomycetes, Agaricales, Hydnangiaceae.